AUGACCACUUCUUCCAAACUGACAGAUGAAAGUUCGCAUCCGUCCGGUCUUCUUGCGUAUGACGCACUCCCGAAUCACCAGGACUUUGACCUGAUGAUAUCUGAUGUGAAGUUCACUACUGAUGAUAGAACCGACUUCUACGACCAUGGUCUGACGGGUCGCAGAUGUGCCCUUGUCGGAGUGGCAUGCUCAAGUAUCUUCAGCUGCUCGUGCAUCGUUGCAGGCGUCGUCACUUUAGCCAAUUACGGAGUCUCCGGACAAAUCAUCAUCAACAUGAUCACCAAUGAUUCUCCUAUUCUGUUAAGCCUGCAUGCGGUGAUAUUGGCCCUGACACUUAACUUAAUCGUCACGUUAUGCACUGAGUCCCUAGGCUUCAUACACGGCAUCUCAUUGCGCUCUGCACUAGCCUCAGAGUCUCGGCUUCGUUUCAACACCAACCUGCGCCUUCUGACUGCAGCUCGUGGAUGGUAUAACCCUAACGGCGCCCUGCUUAACGGUAUCUCGGCUGUCCUCCUCAUGGUAUCCUACAGCUCGGCCUCACUCGUCGUAUGGCGCAGCCGUCCAACGAUGCCACUCAACAACGAGUUGAGUGUUUCCAUCGCAGCGCUACCUCUCCUCAUUUUGGGUGUCGCACUCCUCCUCCAGGUGUUGAUUGCAUUGUCAGGGAUGCGGGCUGUCAAAAUAUUGACGUGGAGCUCCUCACCUUUCGACUUGACCGCCGCACUGGUCCGCCACACGCAAUUGAUCCCUGCUCCUUUCCGAUGCAUGCGUUGUGUGUCUGACCCAGACACGUAUGGAGGUCCAGCGAAGCCAGUAGAGACACAGCCUCUGCGUGGCAUGCUCACCCUAGCAUCCGGAAAGUUGUCAUUUCUCUUUGGGGGAUCUUUGCAGCCAUCUUUCCCUGAUGCGCUGACCCCACAUACAUGGUCGUUCUUGCCAAACGGGUUCAAUUCCAUUGUGUAUCUUAUGCCGGGUGCCAAUUUUGUGGGGUGGAUUUUACUCUUUGUCAACAUCGCAGUUAUUCAGGGACCGUUGACACUUGGGUUGCAUUGCUCGGAGCUCAUCGCAAAUGUCAUUCGAGACGAAAGACAAUGGAGGUGUGCUACUGGGAUGAAAGGACUUCCUUUCCUGCACUGGAUGUUUGGGCUUGCAUUCAACAUACAUAACAACUCCCAAGACGAGAAACUGGUAUUAUUGGUAUACAUGUACACCGCUCAGAUAUGGAACUUAUGCAUUGCGCUUUUUAUAUUUGCCUGUUUCUUCACUUUCGUCGCACUGCGCCGACCGCGUGGCCCCCAGCCGGCUGCGUACGGCCACGUCCAGACACUCGCCAACCUUGUAGACGAGUGGUCGCCUGUGAUGUGGUGGGGACAUAAAGAGGACGGAAUCCCGUACUGUCAUGCUGGGACGAGUGAUCAUCCACUCCCGGAUGUGAAGAUGGACCGCGUGUAUGCUGGUUCCGGUGCUGGAUCUCCGGUGCCUCUCUCGUGA
This is a messenger RNA of Suillus subaureus, 1491 nucleotides long. RefSeq lists its product as uncharacterized. The transcript has 6 exons. Lineage: Eukaryota; Fungi; Basidiomycota; Agaricomycetes; Boletales; Suillaceae. Bases 1 to 1491 code for a protein of 496 amino acids. The record is from RefSeq and is a predicted model, not a curated record.